Messenger RNA from Poeciliopsis prolifica (blackstripe livebearer), 2511 nucleotides. RefSeq names its product cell division cycle 14Ab (gene cdc14ab). The transcript has 18 exons. The coding region runs from base 397 to 2340 and encodes 647 amino acids. Gene Ontology annotation, cellular component: mitotic spindle; spindle pole; nucleolus. Gene Ontology annotation, biological process: protein dephosphorylation; regulation of exit from mitosis; cilium assembly. NCBI's taxonomy places the organism in Eukaryota, Metazoa, Chordata, Actinopteri, Cyprinodontiformes, Poeciliidae. Gene Ontology annotation, molecular function: protein serine/threonine phosphatase activity; protein tyrosine/serine/threonine phosphatase activity. The record is from RefSeq and is a predicted model, not a curated record.
GGAGGGAUUUGGUCAAUCAGAGUUUCAGACUCUCGUCAAGCUUGCGGAGCUUUGACAUGCUAAUAUGCUAAUCCGGGCACAUGUAUCGGGUGAAGGGGGAGAAACAAAACAUGAGAAACAAUGGGAAUAAAUUCGCAGUGAACGAGAGGACGCUACAUUGACCGAUGGGAAGCUGAGGAGGAAGUUUUAAAACUUUUUAAACACGCUGUGUGCGCUUCGCAGCUAGCCCCUCAACGGCCAGAGCUGCUAGCAGUUUGAGAACUUUCUGAAGCCGCCCAGGAGUUAGACGGACCCUUUCUGGAGCUCUCGGCAGGAGCAGAACGAGUGCAGGAAUUAGACUUGACUCAUGAGCGUGGAGGUGUGAAUCGCUCCCCGGUCCUGUCGACCCUGUUCCGGAUGGCUGAGGAACGUGAGCCGCGGGGAGCGGCAGAGAUGAUCAAAGACCGUCUGUACUUCGCCACGUUACGCAGCAAACCCAAAAGCACCGUCAACACCCACUACUUCUGCACCGACGACGAGUUUGUCUAUGAGAAUUUCUACGCAGACUUCGGGCCGCUGAACCUGGCCAUGCUGUACCGAUACUGCUGCAAGCUCAACAAGAAGCUGAAGUCGUUCACGCUGACCAGGAAGAGAAUCGUUCACUACACCAGCUUCGACCAGAGGAAGCGCGCCAACGCCGCGGUGCUGAUCGGCGGCUACGCCGUGAUUUACCUGAAGAAGACUCCAGAGGAAGCCUUCAGAGCGCUGAACUCCGGCUCCAACGCCGCCUACCUGCCCUUCAGGGACGCCUCCUUUGGGAAUUGCACCUACAACCUCACAGUGCUGGACUGUCUGCAGGGAAUCAGGAAGGCUUUGCAGCACGGCUUCUUUGACUUUGAGACGUUUGAUGUGGACGAAUACGAACAUUACGAGCGCGUCGAGAACGGAGACCUGAACUGGAUCGUCCCGGGAAAGUUUCUGGCCUUCAGCGGACCGCAUCCCAAAUCCAGGAUAGAAAACGGUUACCCUCUGCACGCGCCUGAGGCUUACUUCCCCUACUUCAGGAAGCACGGCGUGACCACCAUCAUCCGCCUGAACAAGAAGAUCUACGACGGAAAGCGCUUCACCAACGCCGGCUUCGACCACUACGACCUCUUCUUCAUCGACGGCAGCACACCCAACGACACCAUCGUACGGCGCUUCCUGCACGUCUGUGAGACCGCGCAAGGAGCCGUGGCCGUCCACUGCAAGGCUGGUCUGGGCAGAACCGGCACUCUGAUUGGCUGCUACCUGAUGAAACACUACCGCUUCACCGCCGCCGAGGCCAUCGCCUGGAUCCGGAUCUGCAGGCCCGGUUCCAUCAUCGGGCCGCAGCAGAACUUCCUGGAAGACAAGCAGGCGUCUCUGUGGCUGCAAAGCCCGCACACUCUGAAGGGAAGACCUGAGGACAACACGACGCAUCUCAUCAACGGCCUGGACGAGCUGUCGCUAGGCUCCGCCCACAACUUCCUCCGACCGGCGAGCGCCGACCAUCUGCAGGAGGACUUUUCUGUCAGGCAAAAGUUUCAGUCACCCGCAGACAUCCUCAUUGAACUCUGUGACUCGAGGCAGUUGAGGCUACUGGGUGACAUUACAGACGGUUCGGGUCUGACGCAGGGCGACAAACUCCGAGCCCUGAAGAGCCGCCGCCACCCUCGCCCGUCUGUGAGCGGAGGAGCUGUGAGGUUUGAGGAGGCAAAGACCCACCAUCGGCCCAGCUCACCGGCGCUCCGGUUAUCCAAAGGGAGAAGUCAAAGUCCCGCCUCGAUCCUCAAGCCCUCCAAACUCCCAGCAACCUCUGCUUCUCCUGCUGCCAAGAGGAUCGGGAGGAACUCGUUAUCGCCGAUGUCAAACAUCCGAAGCUCGGCCUUCGGCUCGCGCUUGGCCAGCUCCCUCGGAGAUCUCUACACCGCCGGCGCCGAGGAGGACGAGAAGACUCCCUUCUCCUCUUUCCCUCCCUCCUCUUCCUCCUCUGUCUCUGUAAGCCCCGCCCCCUCGCCCCCUUCGCCCAGCUACAGCGGCGGGCCUCGCGGCGCGCAGCACGAGGUCAACAACAACAGUACCUUAUAUGGCGUUUCCACGGCGCCCCCUGCGGUCAAGAGUUAUAUGAGGCCACAGCAUCAGGACGUCAGUGCCUUCAGGGGCCACGGGCCCUCCAGCGCCAUGAAGGGCCCCUCAGGACGUUACCUGAGCCGCUCCAUACCUCUCUUCUCUAAGCGUGUUGAUCAGGGGAGCCGAGGGUUUUCUCUGCAUCGGGAAACUUUAGCUUCCCUAACGGCCAGAGCUGCUGCUGAGACGAGGAAACGCUUCCACAAAGUCUGAGGCUGAGCAAUGAGGCACCACAUUCUCUUCAGUCGGAAUACAUCCAGUACUAGAACCGGCGGCCCGGCCCGAGGCCUGACCUGAGGGUCCAGAACCGGGCCCUUCUCUGACUGCGCCAGCUUUGAAUCGGGAACCCGAAUAAACCGGCGAGAGCUGGACUCUGGACUCAGA